CAACCUCUCCAACUUCACAGCUCCAAGCUCCAAGCUCCAACCUCCACCACCCGCCCCGACCUCAAACCUCGACCUCGACCGAACCGGGCCCCAUCUCCAACUCCGAACACCGAACAACCGGGCCCUAUAAUCGGAAGGCGACCACAAAAUGCGCGGCCAGUCUCCCCUGGUCAGGGCGGCGCGGACUGCGCGACUGACUAGAAUCUCGACGACGACACCUCUACUAAACCCCCGAACCAACUUCGUCUGCUGGCAAUGUCGCACCAUCCAGAUAAGCGCCAAGCCCGCCACCGACAACCGUCCCGCGCCCGACGUCUUUGACGCCCUCCCCGGCGGCCCGCGUGACUCGGCCGACGCCCGCUUCGAAGUGAUCGGCUCGCCCGCCUCGCUCCUCUCGGUGACCCUCUCCGCCUCUCAACGCCUUUACACCCGUCGGGGCACCCUCGUCUCGGUAGCCGGCAAGGUCGAAAACGCCCAAUCGACCCUCUCCAUCCUCUCCCCCCUCACACGCGCCUUCCUGGGUGUUCCCUUCCUCUACCAGCGCAUCUCCUCGACGACGCCCAUCACCGCCCUAAUAGGCACCAAGUCACCCAACACUAGCUUCUCGGUCCUCCACCUCGACGGAACAACCGAUUACAUGAUCGCGCAGCGCAACGCUUUGCUCGCCUGGACGGGCCACACGAUCCGCGUCUCGCCGCGCAUCCAACAGGGUCUUGCCCCCGCCAACUGGGGCGCCACGCACGUUACCGGGCGCGGCCUGGUGGCUUUGGCGUCCCCGGGGCAAAUUUACGAGUUGACGCUUGCCGAAGGCGAAGAACUCACACUCCACCCCUCCCACGUCGUCGCUUACUCCAUCACCCGCAACCCGCCUUUGCCGUUCCGGUUCAAGAGCACCCGGCUCAACCUACAAGUGCCCUCCGUCCCCGACUACGUCAGCAACGCGGCCGGCAAGCUGGUUCCCGCCAAGGUGUCGGAGUUCUUCGCCAAGGCGAGGGAUACCCAGUUCUACACUGCCUUGGCAAGGAUACUGUACGGCCUGAAGACAGCGACAAGGAGGACGAUCUGGGGCGACAGGCUAUUCCUGCAGUUCCGCGGGCCGACGAAUAUCCUCAUGUCCAGCAGGGGCGUCAGGGUGGCGGAUGUGUUGAGCAGGGAGGAUAUCAAUGAGAUUGCGGAUACCGAGGCGGGGGUUGUUGGCAAGGCUCUUGGUUCUUCUAGGAUUGAGAAGGCCAAGGCUUUGGAACAAAAGAAGAAGGAGGUGCCGCCUCUGGUGGUGGGUGAGACGGCGGCUGGUGAAAAGGUCGCUCCUGUUGAGGCUCCCUUUGCUUCGGCGAGCAGCACUGACUUUGCUGAGGAGGCCAAGACUCCUGCUGAUAAGGUUAUUGAGGAGGUUGCGGGUGAGGAAGAGGAGGUGAAGAAGGAGGCUGAGGCUGGUGCUGAGACUAAGCCUGUCAAGAUGAGGGUUGCGAGCGUUGGUAAGGAUGGGAAGGUCACGUUUGAGGAGUCUAAGGACUUGAACCAGUUCGUGCGGUAAGCGGGUGGUUGUAGGCUGUAGGUUGUAGGUUGUAGGUUGUAGGUUGGAUGCGGGGGCUGUAAUUUUCUUUUCUUCUUCUUUUUCUUUGUUGUUGUAACGAUAGAACAAACGUGCAUAGGUAUUCAUGAAGAA
Neurospora tetraspora is the source of this 1666-nucleotide messenger RNA. RefSeq names its product mitochondrial biogenesis AIM24-domain-containing protein. Gene Ontology annotation, cellular component: mitochondrial inner membrane. The record is from RefSeq and is a predicted model, not a curated record. Gene Ontology annotation, biological process: inner mitochondrial membrane organization. Bases 149 to 1534 code for a protein of 461 amino acids. The transcript has a single exon. NCBI's taxonomy places the organism in Eukaryota, Fungi, Ascomycota, Sordariomycetes, Sordariales, Sordariaceae.